Messenger RNA from Alternaria alternata, 1088 nucleotides. RefSeq lists its product as hypothetical. The record is from RefSeq and is a predicted model, not a curated record. Lineage: Eukaryota; Fungi; Ascomycota; Dothideomycetes; Pleosporales; Pleosporaceae. The transcript has a single exon. Bases 34 to 837 code for a protein of 267 amino acids.
UAGAGCACCACCAACAACAACUCAACUCUCACUAUGUCGUUGGUAGCCAUUUCGCUGCCGACUUUAUGGCUUGCACCUCCUCCAGGCUUUGCUGCUUCUUCACAUGAUCCCAACAUUGAACCUGCAUUUAUCGCUAUCAGUGCCAUUUUCGCUAGCCUUGUCGUUGUCCUUGUUGCAGUCAUACUUAGCAAGAAGAACAGAGGCAGUUUUCUUGACGACACCAGUGAGCACAUAGAGCGAAUGGACAAGCACCUCAAGAUUAGUGGGCCACUGGAAGACGUACUGAGAAGGAACAAUGCAACAGACCACCAACCCAGACCAAGGCUAUGGUCAGGGUUUUCCAGUUCCAAUUCGGAUAUCGUUCGAAGAGAUCAUGAAGUCGAAGAUAAAGAAGCAGAAGCAGCAGCAGCAAGUAGAGGAGCUUUUGAACUAGCCAGCAAACCAGUUCGUACACCAAUCUUCCACAUUAUCGCACCACAUCCCCCAAACGCUGUUGGGCUCGAGGUCCGUCCGCGUUUAUUCUUACAAGGCCAUGGAUUGCCUACUCGAGAUGUUUACCUACCGCCACCCCGAAUUCCCCAGUCUGGUAACUACAGCGGCAGUAGUAGCAAGAACAAUGCGCUUCUGCAGACGCACUCUGCACAUACUGCCAGUCGACAUCCGCACUCCGAAUUCGGCGACGAUAGUACGGUCGUGGGCGACAAAGCCGAAGUCGAGACUCUGCGUAGCGAUCUGAAUUUUCCGGAUACAGACUCCGAUAAUGCAUCUUAUGACGAGAGGCAAUGGAAGCUAAUGGACAACAAGGCACUCGGCUUGCUAGGCAGGCACUGGGAGUGAUUUGGAAGAGUACGGAAACAUCGAUUAGAGUUGGAAUUAGAGGUAUCAGUAUUGUAUCAAAUCGAUGUGUCAUCCACAUUCCUGCCAGCUCAAACUCUCACUUCAGCCGCCCAAAAUCAGCCUUGAGCUCGACGUCUCCAUCUUCAUCCAAAACUUUGCCUCGAUCCCACUCCCUCGCCUGGCCCUUGCUUGUCCACACCACAUCCUCCUCAUUCUGUGUGUCUCCUCUUUCCCACUUCUUCACCUGCGCG